Messenger RNA from Euleptes europaea (tarantolino), 855 nucleotides. RefSeq names its product potassium channel subfamily K member 16-like. The record is from RefSeq and is a predicted model, not a curated record. Bases 1 to 855 code for a protein of 284 amino acids. Gene Ontology annotation, biological process: potassium ion transmembrane transport; stabilization of membrane potential. Gene Ontology annotation, cellular component: membrane. NCBI's taxonomy places the organism in Eukaryota, Metazoa, Chordata, Lepidosauria, Squamata, Sphaerodactylidae. Gene Ontology annotation, molecular function: potassium ion leak channel activity. The transcript has 5 exons.
AUGAUCCACAGCAAACUGCAGAUCUUUUUGUUGAUAGUUGGCUACCUCACUUAUCUCCUGGUGGGUGCCGGCAUAUUUCAAGUACUGGAGAGGGAUGAAGGGAGGAAACAGCAAGCCGCAGUGUUAAGAAUGAAGGAAGAUUUUCUGCAGAACUUCACUUCCCUCAGUCCGAUGGAAGUUGAAAUCUUUGUGAAGAAUCUGAUGGAAGCUGUCCGGAUGGGAAUGGAUCCGACGGGACAGGAGAACAGCAACUGGGAUUUCAGCAACUCUUUCUUCUUUGUGGGCUCCGUGUUAUCCACAAUAGGCUAUGGAAAUCUUUCUCCCCAAACAGCAGGCGGCCAGCUCUUUUGCGUUGUUUUUGCUCUCUUCGGCAUCCCCUUGAAUAUAGUCUUCUUGCACCACAUUGGCAAGAUCCUCUCUCUGCUAUGUGAAAGGCUUGCUAAAUGCCUGCACAGGAAGGGUGUAAAGAAGAAAACAACAAGGUUUUUGACUCUUCUGUUCUUCCUGGUGAUGGGAAUUCUAGUUUUCAUCUGUGUGCCAUCAGCCAUCUUCCAAGUGAUGGAGGACUGGUCCUACAGCGAAGCAAUUUAUUUUGCAUUUAUUACCCUCAGCACAAUUGGUUUUGGAGAUUACGUAAUAGGGAGACAGCAUAGCAAGAGAUAUUUUCCCUACUACCGAAUCUUGGUAGCAAUCUGGAUUAUCUUCGGACUUGCGUGGAUAGCCCUGCUGUUUAAUUUGCUGACAAAUCUACUGGAAGACCCGGAUACAAAGCCGAUAGAAGAACUUCUCCCGGUCAAGACAGCGAAAAGGAAAAAGAGGAAGUCAAAACGGCGUCCCAACACAGUUCCCUCUUGA